Molecule: messenger RNA, 1632 nt
Organism: Penicillium nucicola
Lineage: Eukaryota; Fungi; Ascomycota; Eurotiomycetes; Eurotiales; Aspergillaceae
Exons: 3
Coding region: 1-1632 (543 amino acids)
Source: RefSeq, a predicted model, not a curated record
AUGCCCAGGGAAAUCUGGGACGAUGACUACACCUCCGAGGACUCAGAGUUCUCCGAGACAGAUGUCUCUCUCCACCGCCCAGGCCGACGAACCCAUAUCACGCAGCGCUCAAGCUCGCGCCACCACCAAAGCCGGCCAGAAGUAAAGACCUUCCUGGCGCCCGCCCAGCCAACACGAAUGCACCGGUCGCACUCCACAGGCGGACGCAGACGAGAGCGCGACCCGCCCCAAACCCCAACGGUCAUGAUCUUCAACGACCAAGCCCAACGCAGCGAGAACAAGCCCUCCUCGCGACGAGUCCAGCACCGCGUCAGCGAGCACAACGGCAAUCACUUCCACGACGAAGACGUCGUGCAAGUCCCGCAGGCCCCACCACCCCCGGCCCCAGUCGUGCAGGUCCCCGCGCAGUCGCCCAGACGCUCGCACUCGCACCGCUCCCGCGAGCGCCGCUACAGCAGCGUCUCGCGCGACGCCUCGCCCAUGCAGUUCCACCGCGACUUCGAGAUGGCCGCGAACCAGCACAUGCUGGAGCGUAACGAUAUUCGCCAGGACAUGGAUCUCUGGAAACAUCAGCAGGAGAUUGAGCGGUUGGAGCGCGAGCUGGCGCGCACGCAUGAGCGCGCGCACAAGUCGCAGCCGGCGCCGGCGCCGGCCCCGCCCCCGCAGCUGCCUGUGCAGGUGGUUGAUCCGAGGGAGUCGUGGCGGCUGCAUGAGGAGGAAGAGGCGUAUGAGGCGGAGAUGAGGGAUCGGUUGAGGAAGCUUGAUCGGUAUGAGCGUAAAUAUCGGGAUGAGGCUAGUCAGCGAGAGGCGGAGGAGAGGCUGAAGCUGAAGAGGUUUGAGGAGGCGCAGCGGGCUGCGGCGGAGGAGGAGGAGGUGAAGCAUAAGCUGAAGGAGGAGAGGUUGAAGGAGAUUGCACGGCUGCAGGAGGAGAAGGAGGAGGAGAGGACCCGGCUUGUGCGGGAGGAGAAGUUGAAGGAGAUUGCGCGAUUGCAGGAGGAGAAGGAGGAGAGGGAUGAGCUUGUGCGGCAGAUUAAGGAGGAGGAGGCGAGACAGGCUAGGGAAGCUGCUGAGCAGAGGGCUAAGGAUAUGGCUAUGAAGGCUGCUGCUGUUGAGGAGUGGAAGCUUGAGCAGGAGAGGAUCAAGCAGAGGCAGAUGGAGGAGGCUGCACGGAAGGAUAAGGAGUUCCGUGAUCGCUUGCGCAUUGAGUUUGGCUAUACUGAGGAGGAGAUUGAGGCUAUUCUCAAGAAGAAGAACAAGGAGGAGAAGAAGGAGAAGAAAGAAGAGAAGAAAGAGGAAAAGAAGGAAGAGAAGAAGGAGGAGAAGGAGAAGACCACCUGGAUCAAGGUUCAUCGCAAGCACUUGCUGCCAGAGACCUUGAUCGCCUACGGUCUUCCCUGGGACUGGGAUGAGCAUGACUCCGAAUACAUCAUCAUCAAAAAAUGGAUCACCGAGGACCUUCAAGAGGAGCUCUUCGCCCACACUAUCCGCAUCCGUCACCAGAAGGAAAACCAGAGAGUCAUCGCCCAGACCUCCCACUCAAUGACCGAACUGAGAGUCAACGACCGCAACAAGGACAAGAUGUUCCUGGUUCGGAAGAAGAGCCCUAAAAGCCGGCUGCGCGUCUUCGCCUAA